Oreochromis niloticus (Nile tilapia) is the source of this 1085-nucleotide messenger RNA. RefSeq names its product proteasome 26S subunit, non-ATPase 9 (gene psmd9). Gene Ontology annotation, biological process: proteasome regulatory particle assembly. Bases 84 to 722 code for a protein of 212 amino acids. Gene Ontology annotation, cellular component: cytoplasm; nucleus. The record is from RefSeq and is a predicted model, not a curated record. Gene Ontology annotation, molecular function: protein binding. NCBI's taxonomy places the organism in Eukaryota, Metazoa, Chordata, Actinopteri, Cichliformes, Cichlidae. The transcript is spliced from 6 exons.
GGGGCAGCGGAGCGCUUUACUGCCAAAUAAAACCAAGAGAAGAAGAAACAGGAGCUAUACCGGAAGCACUAGUUGGAGUAGCCAUGAAGAUGACGGAUGAAAACAUUUCUGGAAACUCCGAAAUAACAAUGGGUGAUGUUAAAAACCUCAUCAAGAAGAAAGAUGAAAUUGAAGAGCAGAUAAAGGCGUAUUACGACGUCCUACAAGACCAGGGGGUCGGAGUUGAAGACUCCUUGGUGGAUGCGGAGGGUUACCCACGAGCAGAUGUUAAUCUGUACCAGAUUAGGACGGCAAGGCACAACAUUUCAUGCCUACAGAACGAUCACAAGGCCAUCAUGGCGGAGAUAGAAGAAGCCCUGCACAAGCUGCAUGCUCGAGAGAAAGCCAAACGGGAACAGGAUGAGGCAGAAGCCCAAGAGGAGGCGAUGGAACAUCAGGUCACGCUGCCUCCACCUUUCGCACGGGUGGAUGCUGUGACAGAGGGAUCACCUGCCUGUGGAGCUGGGCUCCGAGUCGGUGAUGAAUUGAUCGAAUUUGGUUCUGUGAACACGGGCAACUUUCAGAACCUCCAGAAUAUUGCUUCUGUGGUGCAACACAGUGAAGGGAAACCAUUGCGGGUCUCGGUGAUCCGGGCUGGCCAGAAAGUUCAGAUGAGCCUGACUCCACAGCGGUGGUCAGGCAGAGGUUUGCUGGGAUGUAACAUCAUUCCAGUUCAGCGAUGAUCACCCUAACACUUAAAGUUUGAAAACUCUUCCUCUGGCCUUUUCACUACUUUAAUGGGAACUUGGAACAAUCUCCUUCAUUCCAGUUUUCAGAAUGGGAUGUAUGAAAAUAAAGCAACUCUGUUCAAGAAGUCAUGCUGAGUUUACUGAGUGUGGAGCUGAACCUUGAUUAGAUUUGUGUUUAAAAAGCAGCUUUAUGGUAUUCAGUGUUGAGGGUUUGAUUUCUUGUUGGGAGCACAGCUGCACACUUAUUUAUAUAUUAAUUUAAAAAGAAAAUAUCUCCCAGUGGUCCGAAGCGACGGCGAGCUGACUGUGAGAACAUGUCUGAUUUGCAGUACUCUGUUAAUAAAGGCUUAUUUUGAA